Molecule: messenger RNA, 1095 nt
Organism: Aspergillus puulaauensis
Lineage: Eukaryota; Fungi; Ascomycota; Eurotiomycetes; Eurotiales; Aspergillaceae
Product: FAD-dependent oxidoreductase
Exons: 5
Coding region: 1-1095 (364 amino acids)
Molecular function (GO): FAD binding; D-amino-acid oxidase activity
Source: RefSeq, a predicted model, not a curated record
AUGACCGCAAAUAACGUCGUAAUAAUCGGGGCUGGAGUCUCUGGGCUGACCACCGCGUACCUUUUGUCCCAAGACCCCAGAAACUCCAUUACUGUCGCCGCCAAACAUAUGCCCGGAGACUAUGAUAUAGAAUACUGUUCUCCCUGGGCCGGUGCUAAUUACCUCCCAACCGGGCAUCCUGGCAGUAACCAUGCUAAAUGGGAACAAGAGACAUGGCAGCCAUUAAAGGAGCUGACAGAGAAGCAUCCUGAGGCAGGGAUUCAUUUUCAAGAAUCCAUUAUUUAUAAUCGAAAGAAGGACCAGCAAUCCUCCGUCGGCCAAGCGUUUUCAGCCCUAGUCAGUGAUAACCCGUGGUACAAAGAUGUUGUUCCCGAUUUCAAACCCAUCCCAAAAGACCAACUAGCACCUGGAAUGGACAACGCCCAACUCUUCACUUCAGUAUGCAUUAACACCGCCGUGUACCUUCCCUGGCUAGUCGGACAGUGUCGCAAAAACGGCACGGUAUUCAAGCGCGCAGUUUUCAAACACGUAUCAGACGCGGCAAAUGCCCAUCACUCUGGAAGACCCGCCGACGUCGUCGUGAACUGCACCGGCCUAUCAUCCAAGAAGCUAGGUGGCGUCCUCGACGAAAAGCUCCACCCAGGCCGCGGCCAAAUCGUUGUAGUCCGAAACGAUCCUGGCAAGAUGGUCUCAGUCUCGGGAACAGACGACGGCGAGGACGAGCUGAUCUACAUGAUGACCCGUGCCGCCGGCGGUGGAACUAUCCUAGGUGGCUGUUAUCAGAAGCACCAAUGGGACCCAUUGCCCGAUCCCAACCUGGCCGUUCGUAUUAUGAAGCGUGCUAUCUCUAUAUGCCCAGAGCUAGUGUCCAAAGGGCAAGGGAUUGAAGGCCUAGAUAUCAUAAGGCAUGGCGUUGGACUGCGGCCUCUGAGGGAUGGUGGGCCACGUAUUGAGGCGGAGAAGAUUGAUGGUGUUGCAGUUGUGCAUAAUUACGGCCAUGGUGGGUUUGGAUAUCAAGCUUCCUACGGCUGCGCGGCUGAAACCGUGCGGCUAGUGAAGGAGACUUUACAGGACAAAGUCCAGGCGAAGCUAUAA